AGUGGGAUAUUAUCAAAAAUACUCGAAGCAAUGAAUUUCAAAUUAACUAAUAAAUUAGUAUUAUCGAGUCUAGAUUUUAAGAAAUGCCGAGCAAUUCGGCUGUAUGCGACAAAGCAAAUAGAGAAUAAAAGAAAAACUUCGAAAAAAGCAGAAGAUGAUGAAAUUGAAAUACCAGUCAAUCCUCUGAAGAAACAUUAUUCGUCCAAUUACCAAGUAAAUGGUGAAAUAUACGAUAGAAAGCCAUUCAAAAUGAUAUGCGAAGAAGGUAAAAUCUAUAAUUGGUGUUUAUGUGGACAGAGUAAAAAUCAGCCUUUUUGCGAUGGUACGCAUAAUAAUAUUUUCCUCAAAGUUAAAAUUAAACCGAUUAAAUUUACCGUAAAGAAAACAAAGGAAUAUUGGCUAUGCAAUUGUAAACAAACAUUAAAUAGACCAUUUUGCGACGGUACUCAUAAAACAUUAUUGGAAAAAAAAAAUGAAAAACAUUGAAUUGAUGGUAUAUUUUUUAAUCACAUA
Ceratosolen solmsi marchali is the source of this 513-nucleotide messenger RNA. RefSeq names its product CDGSH iron-sulfur domain-containing protein 3, mitochondrial. NCBI's taxonomy places the organism in Eukaryota, Metazoa, Arthropoda, Insecta, Hymenoptera, Agaonidae. The transcript has 2 exons. The record is from RefSeq and is a predicted model, not a curated record. Gene Ontology annotation, cellular component: mitochondrion. Bases 31 to 486 code for a protein of 151 amino acids. Gene Ontology annotation, molecular function: 2 iron, 2 sulfur cluster binding.